AUGGCUUCCACGGCAAAGGAGUCGUUCUUUGUCAACAUCCAUGUCUACUUCCUCGCCCUGAUCGCCUACUUUGGCAUCUUCCUCUUCGGCUGGGAGACUGGUGUCGCCGGAGGUGUCGUCUCGCAGCAGUUCUUCCUCGACGCGUUCGGGCUCAAGGACAAGAAGAAGGUCUCGUCCAUCGUUGUCGCCAUCCUCCAGGCCGGCGCCUUUGUCGGCUCGCUCCCCGCCCCCGUCCUCUCCAACAAGUAUGGCCGCAAGAAGGUCCUCUUCGGCUACAACCUCAUCAUCGCCCUCGGCAGCACCCUCCAGACGGUGCCCGGCGUCGGCGACAGCGUCGUCUGGAUCUACGUCGGCCGCAUCGUUGCCGGUUUCGGCAUCGGCGGCAUCACCUCGAUCGCCUCGGGCUACGUCUCCGAGUGCUGCCCCAAGAAUGUGCGCGGCAGGAUCACGGGCAUGUUCCAGGUCAUUGUCGCCGCCGGCGUCAUGGUGUCGUACUUUGUCAACUACGGAUCCAAGAAGAACCUCAAGGGCGCCCAGAUCUGGCGCGUUCCCUUUGGCUUCCAGCUGGUGCCCUCGGGCCUCAUGGCCAUCGGCCUCCUCUUUGCCAAGGAGUCGCCCCGCUGGCUCGCCAAGGUCGGCCGCACCGAGGAGGCGCUCCGCAACCUCGCUUUCCUCCGUAGGAAGCGCCCGGACUCGGACGAGGUCGUGGCCGAGAUGGCCGAGAUCAACGCUGCCAUUCGCGAGGAGCAGCUGACCCAGGUCACGCUCAAGUCGUGCAUCACCACCAAGGGCACCAACAUCCGCUUCUUCAUCGCCUUCCUCCUCUUCGUCUUCCAGCAGUGGUCUGGCCAGAACACGGUCUCGUACUUUAGCCCGCAGAUCUUCAAGUCGAUCGGCUACAAGGGCGAGACGUCGGCGCUCCUCGCCUCGGGCAUCUACGGUGUCGUCAAGUUCGCCGCCACCGGCCUCUGGGUCUUUUACGGCGUCGAGACCGUCGGCCGUCGCUGGUCGCUCUUCAGCUCCACGUUUGGCAUGGGCGUCCUCUUCUUCAUCAUCGGCGGCCUGCUCAAGAACUACCCGCCCGACGCCAACGCCGCCAGCCCCUCGGCUUCGUCGCAGGCCAUGGCCGCCAUGGUCUACCUCAUCGCCGUCGUCUACUCGCUUGGCGUCGGCCCGCUCUGCUGGGUCUACGUGUCCGAGAUCUUCUCCAACGGCACCCGUCACUGGGGCCUCGCCCUCGCCUCGGCCACCCAGUGGCUCUUCAACUUCUCCCAGGCCUGGGCCAGCCCGUACAUCAUCGAGGACAUGGGCUACAAGGCCUUCUUCUUCUUCGGCGCGCUCAACAUCGGCGGCUUCGCCGUCUUUGCCUUCUUCCUGCCCGAGACCAAGAACAAGUCGCUCGAGGACAUGGACAUCAUCUUUGGCUCCAUCACGCAGGAGCAGCGCGACCGCGACAUGGCCAAGGCGCAGGAGGACAUCGACUACUCCAAGGCGCACGUCGGCCACCUCGACUCCGAGUCGCGCGGCCGCGACGGCGCCAGCGUCGAGGACGAGAAGAAGUCCAACGACGAGACCCGCUACAGGACCACCACGCCCUGA
Messenger RNA from Pseudozyma flocculosa PF-1, 1599 nucleotides. RefSeq lists its product as uncharacterized. Gene Ontology annotation, molecular function: carbohydrate:proton symporter activity. The transcript has 2 exons. Gene Ontology annotation, cellular component: membrane. The record is from RefSeq and is a predicted model, not a curated record. Lineage: Eukaryota; Fungi; Basidiomycota; Ustilaginomycetes; Ustilaginales; Ustilaginaceae. Gene Ontology annotation, biological process: carbohydrate transport; transmembrane transport. The coding region runs from base 1 to 1599 and encodes 532 amino acids.